Cariama cristata (Red-legged seriema) is the source of this 2577-nucleotide messenger RNA. RefSeq names its product golgin A5 (gene GOLGA5). Gene Ontology annotation, biological process: retrograde transport, vesicle recycling within Golgi; Golgi organization. Bases 41 to 2251 code for a protein of 736 amino acids. The transcript is spliced from 12 exons. Lineage: Eukaryota; Metazoa; Chordata; Aves; Cariamiformes; Cariamidae. The record is from RefSeq and is a predicted model, not a curated record. Gene Ontology annotation, cellular component: Golgi membrane; Golgi cisterna.
GCAGCAUUUGGUCCUGAAAUUUUAAUUUUAUAGAGUUACCAUGUCUUGGCUCGCUGAUCUCGCUGGAAAGGCAGAGGAUCUACUCAACAGAGUUGAUCAAGGAGCUGCAUCGGCUCUGAGCAAAAAAGACACAGCAAGCAGUGCAGUUUAUGAUAAUAAGAAUUUGGAGUCUGCCAGUGAAUAUUCCGAAUUGUACCAGCAUACUGGAGAACUGAAAUAUCAGACGUCAUCCAAAGCAGCCUACAUCUCCUCAGCGGCUGAUAAUAUUAAACAUCAAAAGGCAACAAUCCUAGGAGGAACAGCACACGUUAAACCAGGACGUAGGACAUCUCCGGAGGUUGCUUCUCCAGUAGAAAGUGUUUCCACACCCAGAGCUGCCUCACAUUUUGUGAGAAGAAAAAAGUCUGCACCUGAUGAUGAGUUGCUAUUUGAUUUUCUCAACAGUUCAGAGAAAGAGCCUAAUGGAAGAAUGGACUCUAAAAAAGAGAAGAGCAAGGCACCUGUUCUUCAAAAUCACUCUCGGACUUCAAGCAUUAGUUCUAUGUCUACCAGUACACAGAGUGCAAAAACUACUGAAGAUAAUUCCAUCAGGAGCCAAGGCAACGAAACUCCAGACAGUUCAGAUUCUGGACUAGGAGCACAAGGGGAUGGCGUGAAGGAUUCAUUACCAAGUGCAGUAACUAAUCCUAGCCUUUCAGCUAAUGAUGAUUUCAAAUCACAUGAGCUAUCCAACCUUCGCCUGGAGAAUCAGCUGCUGCGGAAUGAAGUUCAAUCUUUAAAUCAGGAAAUGGCUUCAUUAAUUCAGAGGUCCAAAGAAACGCAAGAAGAAUUGAACAAAUCCCGGGAAAGGGUGGAGAAGUGGAAUGUUGACCAUUCAAAGAGUGACAGGAUGGUUAGAGAACUUCAGGCUCGAGUUGAUGAUCUGACAGAAGCUGUUGGUGCCAAGGAUUCACAGCUAGCUGUGCUGAAAGUACGGUUGCAAGAAGCUGAUCAGCUCUUAAGUGCUCGGACAGAAGCUUUGGAAGCAUUGCAGAGUGAAAAAUCACGGAUAAUACAAGACCACAGUGAAGGGAGCAGUUUGCAAAACCAAGCCCUUCAAACUCUUCAAGAGAGGCUGCGUGAUGCAGACUCCGCACUCAAGCGAGAGCAAGAAAGUUACAAACAAAUGCAGAAUGAGUUUGCAGCUCGUCUAAGUAAAAUGGAAGCAGAACGUCAGAACUUGGCAGAAGGGAUAACUGUAGCAGAAAGAAAGUAUUUAGAUGAAAAGAGGAGAGCUGAUGAGCUUCACCAGCAAGUCAAAGUAACUAAAAACCACCUAGAAUCUGCAAAACAGGAACUGACAGACUAUAAACAGAAAGCUACCCGCAUACUCCAAUCUAAAGAGAAGUUGAUAAACAGCUUAAAAGAAGGCUCUGGUAUUGAAGGGCUGGAUAGCAAUACUGCAAGCACGAUGGAACUAGAAGAACUGAGACAUGAGCGAGACACUCAGAGAGAAGAAAUACAAAAACUAAUGGGCCAAAUACAACAGAUGAGAACAGAGCUGCAGGAUAUGGAGACUCAGCAGGUAAGUGAAGCUGAGUCAGUGAGAGAGCAGCUUCAAGACCUACAAGAGCAGAUAGCAGCACAUAAAAUGGCCAAGCAAGAGGCAGAAGCUGAACUAGAACGGCAAAAACAGGAACUCCAUUAUACUGAAGAAGAUUUAUAUCGAACAAAAAAUACUUUGCAAAGCAGAAUAAAAGACAGAGAGGAAGAAAUUCAGAAGCUCAGAAAUCAGCUCACAAACAAGGCUCUAAGUAGUAGUAGUCAGACAGAAUUAGAGAAUCGGCUUCAUCAGCUGACAGAAACACUAAUUCAGAAGCAAACCAUGUUAGAGAGCCUGAGCACAGAGAAAAACUCACUUGUCUAUCAACUGGAACGACUUGAGCAACAGCUGAAGGCUAUCCAAGGCACUAAUACUAAUGGACCUUCCAUUAAUAUGGCAGGCAUUGAUGGUGCUGAAGGUGCUCGUAUGCGUAAUGUUCCUGUCCUGUUUAAUGAUAUGGAUACUAACAUGGCAGGAAUGUAUGGGAGAGUUCGCAAAGCUGCCAGUAGUAUCGAUCAGUUUAGCAUUCGGCUGGGAAUCUUUCUAAGGCGGUAUCCAAUAGCAAGAGUCUUUGUGAUCAUUUACAUGGCAUUGCUUCAUCUCUGGGUCAUGAUUGUUCUACUUACCUACACCCCAGAAAUGCAUCAUGACAGUCCCAGUGGCAGAUAGUCUGAGACAGAACCGUAUGCUGUGCUAGUGUAAUUUGGACUGGCAGGGUCUUUAGAAUAAUCAGUCCUGAAACAUCAGCAAACUUUUCCUCAUGGUGUUUAGGAAGACCGUCAUGCCUGAUCUAUCACUACUUUUCAAAUAGGUGUAUAAUACUAUGUAGCUUUUCCAAUUUACGUAAAAGAGUAUCACUUUCAUGGUGAAAUAAAGCUAUUAAGUUAAGCUAUGGUUAGCCUUUACAUUUUAUGUAGACCUUCUGGUGGUUAGAGUAAAAGAUAAGGCUUGCACCUACAGAGAAAUGCAAGGAUUUAUGAAAUUACAGAUACAUA